ACAUCUGGCAACACUGGCCAAAAACAAAACCUUUGCGCCUUUCAGCAGGAAUUUGUUUAUAUAGUUUUGGUAAUUGUUGUACCAAAAAGCAAACAUAAAUGUACCAAAAACAGUUUAGACGAGACUUUAAGCUGUUUUGUUUCCAACUGAGGUGAUACAACAAACACUGGGCUUGUGCGUCCAAGCCACGACAACACAAUAAAGCGUAGUGCACGCAGCACAUGGAUCUGGUGUCAACAACAGAGACGCCAAGGAAGCGCAAACACAGCGAAUACCAUGAUCCCGACUACCAGCAGCAUCAUGACACACAGUUGGGCGCCGGCAAGUUCCCGGAGCAGAAGCGUAUCAAAGUGCUGGAGAAGAAGGAGCAAACAGAGACACCAGUGGCUCCAGAUGCCAUUGAGGCGAACCCUGAGCUUAGAGCCACGCAAUUGCAGCGCAUUUGUGAGCUUAUACGGACUGAAUUUCAAAGGGAGCUGUCGCAAAAGGAGCAACAGUUGGCCGAAAUUGAUGGACGCUUACUACAGGCACGACAGCUGCUGGACAAGCUACGAUACCAGGUAGUGAGCGAAUACUAUCGCAAGCAACAAGUGACGCUCAAUGCAGCCGAUGUGGUAAAGGUUAGGGGCAAGGAUUCCUUAUUUGGAGACGAAGGCUCCUCUGGUCCUCAAAUGCCACUUCAUCCUGCCAUAAAGAAAAUCGUGGGCAAACGUCCGUUGCAGCCUCAGCCAAGUCAACCACCGGAACGUAAUGCUGCUGUGGUGGCCAAGCAAAGCAUUAAACUACGUAAUCCAGCUCACCGAAGGGCAGAACGUCGUCGGCAACAGAAAAUCAAGCAACAGGGUAUAGUCACGGAUCAUUCAAGGGAGGAAGGGCAACCCACCAAACUGGAGACGGAUCCUGAUGAAGAGCCUUGUACUAGUCGCCAGGCAUAUGAGCGCCAGCAGCAGCAGCAACAACAUCAGCUGGAACUAAAUGCCUCCCGUUUAAAUAACAAAAACAAAUUUGUUUUUGUGGUUGGCAACACCUCCAAGUAUAUAGGCCAGGAAUCGUUGGCCUAUAAAUGGCUGGUCUAUUUACAGGGUAAGAGUCUGCCACAGCCCCUCGAGGCAUACAUUCGAAAAGUUCGCUUCCAUUUGCAUCACACAUAUCGGCCCAAUGAUAUUGUGGAUGUACACAAACCUCCCUUUCAGUUGUCUCGCCGUGGUUGGGGUGAGUUUCCCAUGCGGAUUCAAUUGUAUUUCCAGGAGAAACUCCAACAGAAACCCAUACAACUGAUGCACACCAUUGUGCUGGACAAGACCAAGUGCGGCUUGCAUACCAUGGGAGCGGAGACGAUUCUUGAAGUGUGGCUAAAAGCAGAAGCAUUACCGACACAACCAGAAGCCUGUCCUCCACCAGUUCCAGCAGCUCCACCUGCGUAUCCUGCGUCGCUUGAUAUAAAUCCCUCAUUUGACGAUUCAUCUAAGCCCCGCACCAUAUCCAUUACACAAAACAAGGAGGAACUGGACGAUAAUCUCUUUGCUGGCGAUAUAAGUGAUAUUGAUAAUAUUGAGGAAUUGCAGCCAACAGUUUUGGUUACCGAAACCCUCAAGUUAAGCAGUCCAAAGAAGACAAAAACACCAAAUCAUCCCAGUCCCUCAAUUGUCUAUCUGCCGGUGAAUGGUAGUCCAAAGAAACCCAAUCACUUACAAAUCCUGGGCAAUGGUCAGACUAAGAAAAAGAAUGUGGUAUUCCAGAAGGCUGGCAAACUCUAUAUUAUUGAUCCCCAGCAGAGCAAACUGAAGCAGGCUGUAAAACAGCAGUCGCUACUGAAGCCUCAAUUAAGUCUGUUGAAGCCAACUGCUCGACGGUGGCAUUUGAUGCUGUGCAUCCAACACGAUCAUGGUUAUGCCAAUAUGAGUGUUAAUGCAGAGGAGGCCACCCACCAGCCCAGCCCCACAAUGGUCAAUAAUCAUUUGUCCGCUUCGCUCACACCUCAUCAGCGUUUGGAGCAACUUUUUGCUGGCCUGCAAUUUCAAAGUAUGCGAUAUGCCAUUGAAUUUCUUUUGCGUCGCUUGCCCUUGGUGUGUGACCAAUACAGCGAUCAUUAUCCCUUCAUGGUGGCCACUACAAAAGCUUUCAAGGAACAGUCAGCCCUGCGACAACGUUGCUUCGAAUAUUUGCGGGCCCGAUCUAUGCUGCAGUGCUUGAAGCAGCAUUUAAAAUUGCAGCAGAUCAAUGCGAGUGGUCGAGAGAUUUACUGGAGCAUACGGGAAAUUGUCAGCUUUGCCCGGUUGCAUGGUUACACGCCGCCUUUAAAAACAAUGACCAAAGGGAAUUGGGAAGCAGCACCUUCAUCUGACAGUCAUCGGCAAUUGUCACAGCGUGUCCAGGAACAAUUAAAUGAGAAGCCCAGCUCGCAUUGCCUCUCAUUUUGCAGUCUAAGCUCCAAUCGAUGUGUAGAAACCUGGAUAAGCAAACAACUGCCUCACGUGACCUUUUGUCGGCGAGAAGAUCAGGAACUAAUUGAUGUCGAGGCGAUUACAAACGAAAUGGCUACUAAUUCUGUUCAUGUACAAAAAGUCCCACCACCCCAGAAAUAUCAGACAAAUCAUAAUCAGAGUCAUUUCCUUCAUCUGCCUCCACCCACUCAUCUAGAAACUGCUGCCGAACUAGUCACGGAGAUGUGUAAAAACAUAAACAUUCAUUUAGAUACGGAGCAACCCGUGCCGGGGGUCUCGCAGUCCUUAUCUCUUAUUCUGCUCUCGCAUGUCCUGCGAAUGUUUGUGGAAAAACUAGUGCGUCAAUCGGUGGCCACCAAGUUGCAGCAGCAGCAUCAACAUAUGGAUACAAUCCUGUUACCUCAGGCGGCUGCAAAUUCCGAUAUGUUAUUGCAGCCGCAGGAUAUUGCACGUGUAAUUGUCCAAUGUUCUGAACUGGAUUUCCUGGGUAAUGGCCAUCUUGGUGUAUUGGCUUCUAUGGAGCCACAAAUGUAGCAUCACUUGGUCCUCCCCUUCCCCAAAACACACAAAAAUCGCCUUCACCCCCGCGCAUAUAGUUCAAAUUUCUCUGGGAUAUUAGUAGAUAUCGAAUUAUGUCUUUGUACUCGUACAUUUAAUUAAUCGUAAUUAAUAAAUUAAUUCUUUUUUUAA
Messenger RNA from Drosophila willistoni, 3134 nucleotides. RefSeq lists its product as uncharacterized. Gene Ontology annotation, biological process: chromatin remodeling; regulation of transcription by RNA polymerase II. Lineage: Eukaryota; Metazoa; Arthropoda; Insecta; Diptera; Drosophilidae. Gene Ontology annotation, molecular function: histone binding. The record is from RefSeq and is a predicted model, not a curated record. Gene Ontology annotation, cellular component: NuA4 histone acetyltransferase complex. Bases 222 to 2978 code for a protein of 918 amino acids. The transcript has a single exon.